AUGGACCCCACGCCAUCGCCAGGCUCGUUGACGGCUGUGAAGCCAGCGGCCCUCCGCAUGGACAGGGCGGCGGUGUUGACGAACAGGUUCGGCGCGUGCACCCCCUCAGAGACACUGGUAGAGUACGACGGGGUGAAGUCUCUGGAGGAUGCCUCGAGCAUGUGCAGGGCCACCUCUGGCUGCACCCACUUCACGCUGGACGUGUCCGGAUCUCGCUCGGCCCCAGCCACUCGGUCGCGGGUGAGGCUGUGCGCAGGUGAGCCGCGCCCCGUUGACAGGGACGGAGCCGUGCUGGUGGUGAGCUCGCUGUGA
Messenger RNA from Prorocentrum cordatum, 312 nucleotides. Lineage: Eukaryota; Dinophyceae; Prorocentrales; Prorocentraceae. The record is from the annotation of a GenBank genome assembly.